AUGGUACCUGGUGAUUUUGAGGCCGAUGAUGUUAUAUCAUUAAGAAAGCUUACCACAGAUCAGCUUAUAGAGCGGCUACUCCAUUUGAAGAGCAUUCACGAGAAAGAUGCCAAGGAUUUCGAAGAGUACAAGGCAAGCAGUUUGGAGAUGGAGACGAUCAUGGAAAGGGAGAUCGAAGAUGCGCAACGUGAAGCCAAAGCAGCAACGGCUAAACUUCACCUCUUGACCGUGGAGGCUGAACGUGCUCACAGCAAAAACGAAGCAGAAAAGCGUGAAUUUCUCAAAAUCGAGGAAGCCUUACGUCGUGAGGUAAGCUCGUGUUUCUUUCGUUCUGCUUUUGCAUUUAUGCGAUCGCACUGCGUAUUAUCACGGCUUUCAAACGAGUUGGUGUCGCUGAACAUGUAA
Molecule: messenger RNA, 405 nt
Organism: Cooperia oncophora
Lineage: Eukaryota; Metazoa; Nematoda; Chromadorea; Rhabditida; Trichostrongylidae
Source: the annotation of a GenBank genome assembly